This is a messenger RNA of Rotaria socialis, 378 nucleotides long. The record is from the annotation of a GenBank genome assembly. NCBI's taxonomy places the organism in Eukaryota, Metazoa, Rotifera, Eurotatoria, Philodinida, Philodinidae.
AUGAACAAACAACAAAAUGAUUAUUCAGCAGGCCCUUCACCGUAUCCAGCAGCACCCCCAUCAUAUGCAGCAGCACCUCCACCAUAUUUCGGAUCAUCGUAUCCAGCACCGCCACUCCCAACACCUUUUAUCAGGGGUGACUAUCCUGUACAGUGCGUAUGUACUAAUUGCAAACAACAUAUUGUGACAAGAGUAGAAACAAAAAAUGGUCUUGUGACAUGGGGUAGCUGUGGCGCUAUUUGUCUAUUUGGAGCUCCUGUCGGAUGUUUUUUGGGAUGCUGUUUAAUUCCAUUCUGUAUUGAUGCUCUUAAGGAUAAAGUUCACUUUUGUCCAAAUUGUUCUUGUGUUCUUGGCGAACAGAAAGCAUUCAGUAUGUGA